Messenger RNA from Lachancea thermotolerans CBS 6340, 1713 nucleotides. Its product is annotated as serine/threonine-protein kinase. The record is from RefSeq and is a predicted model, not a curated record. NCBI's taxonomy places the organism in Eukaryota, Fungi, Ascomycota, Saccharomycetes, Saccharomycetales, Saccharomycetaceae. Gene Ontology annotation, biological process: intracellular signal transduction; peptidyl-serine phosphorylation. Gene Ontology annotation, molecular function: ATP binding; protein serine/threonine kinase activity. Gene Ontology annotation, cellular component: spindle pole body. Bases 1 to 1713 code for a protein of 570 amino acids. The transcript has a single exon.
AUGUAUCAAAAACCAGCCAAUAGCCGCUACAGAGAAAUCGAGAGUCUAACUGACAACAUUGGGCAAUUGAGCUUUGAUGCUGCUGUGGAUUCUCCUAAGUUUCAGUAUCAGCCUAGUACCCCGUCAAAGUUUCGGGGCGAAAACCAGUCUCCUUCACCUACAAGAUCUGUGAAUGGGGCAGAUGUAUCGAGGAAUUCGAUGAUGGACGUUGAUGAUUCCAAUGCCGAUAUCGACUACACGCGAUCUCCAAAAAAGCUGCCUCUCGACUUUCACAAGAAAGCUUCCUCAAACAACACUAAGAGGCUUGUCAACGUGUGCCAAAUGUAUUUUCUUGACUAUUACUGUGAUAUGUUCGACUACGUUAUCAGUAGAAGAGAGCGUACUCGGCAGGUUAUGAGGUACCUCGAGCAGCAGCGUACGCAAGGUGUCGCGGGGCCAGAAAUAUCUAAAGAGUGGCAGGCGUACCUCGGCAAAGAAACGGGCAUUUUGAGAAAAAGAAGAUUGAAGCCAAAAAACAAAGACUUCGAAAUGAUAACUCAGGUCGGCCAAGGUGGAUACGGGCAAGUCUACUUGGCAAGGAAACGCGAUACCCGGGAGAUCUGUGCCCUUAAAAUUCUCAACAAAAAGCUUUUGAUGAAGCUGAAUGAGACCAACCAUGUUUUGACAGAAAGAGAUAUCUUAACUACUACUAGGUCUGAAUGGCUUGUGAAGCUGUUGUAUGCCUUCCAAGAUCCUAGCAGUUUGUACCUUGCCAUGGAGUUUGUUCCCGGCGGAGACUACAGGACAUUACUUAUUAACACGAGAUUUCUGCAGGCCCCUCAUGCGAGGUUCUACAUAAGUGAGAUGUUUUGUGCUGUUGAUGCGCUACACCAGCUGGGGUACACACAUAGAGACCUGAAGCCUGAAAAUUUCCUCAUUGACUCUAGGGGCCACAUAAAAUUGACAGAUUUUGGCUUAGCAGCCGGAACUGUAUCAAUGGAAAGGAUAGAAAGUAUGAAGAUUAGACUGGAGGAAGUCAAGAAUUUGGACUUCCCUAAGUUUGAGGAGAAAUCCAUGAAUGACAGAAGACAGAUGUACAAGAAACUACGGGACAGCGAUGUAAAUUAUGCUUCUUCAACCGUGGGCUCUCCAGAUUACAUGGCUCUCGAGGUUUUAGAAGCCAAAAACUAUGACUUUACAGUGGACUACUGGUCAUUGGGAUGCAUUCUUUUCGAAAGUUUAGUGGGAUACACUCCCUUUAGUGGUUCAUCCACAAACGAAACAUAUGAGAACCUGAGGUGCUGGAAACACGUGUUGAGGAGACCAAGAUGCGACAAUGGCCGUUACGCUUUUUCUGACAGAACUUGGGAGCUCAUUACAAGGUUGAUUGCCGAUCCUAUUAGUAGGCUCAGAUCCUUUGAGCACGUAAAGAAAAUGAAAUAUUUCGCCGAAAUUAGUUUUGAGAACCUCAGGAACGUGAGCCCACCCUUUAUCCCUCAACUCGACAACGAGACAGAUGCAGGAUAUUUUGAUGAUUUCACCAGUGAGGCGGACAUGGCAAAGUACGCGGACGUCUUUAAACGGCAAGACAAGCUAAGUGCCAUGGUGGACGACUCGGCUGUGGUAUCUAAGCUGAUCGGUUUCACGUAUAGGCACAGAAAGGGUAAAAGUGGCUCUAGUGGAGUUGUUUACGGAGGUUCGGAGCAUGCAGAUCCUUUUGCCACUUUUUAUUAA